AUGGAAAUACACACAGGGCUGGAACGGCCCUACAAGUGUGGGCAGUGUGGGAAGAGCUUCAGGUGGAGGUCUGAACUGAUUGUCCACCAGAGGAUCCACACGGGGGAACGGCCUUUUGAGUGUGGGGAGUGUGGGAAGAGCUUCACGUCAAAGUCCCUCCUGACCUACCACCAGAGGAGCCACACUGGGGAGAGACCCUACGAGUGUGAUCAGUGCAAGAAGAGGUUUCAGACCAGCUCCAGUCUCCUUCUACACCAGCGCAUUCACACAGAUGAGAGGCCCUUCCGCUGCCCUGACUGUGGCAAGGGCUUCAAGCAGAACGCCACCCUCAUCAACCACCGGCGCAUCCACACUGGGGAGAGGCCCUACAAGUGUCCCAAGUGUGGGAAGAGCUUCUUGCAGAGGUCUACCUUGACCCAACACCAACGGAGCCAUCACUAA
Molecule: messenger RNA, 441 nt
Organism: Passer domesticus (house sparrow)
Lineage: Eukaryota; Metazoa; Chordata; Aves; Passeriformes; Passeridae
Product: zinc finger protein 586-like
Exons: 1
Coding region: 1-441 (146 amino acids)
Biological process (GO): regulation of gene expression
Cellular component (GO): nucleus
Source: RefSeq, a predicted model, not a curated record